AGGAGGAUUCUGUGUUGUCUCGCGUGCACUGUUUACAUAGACUUAGUCGCGUUCGAACGGAAAGUGCUGGGUAUUUUUUUUAUUCAAAAUCGGCUGAAAUUACAAAAGUCAAGUGGAAACCGAAGGCGAAGUGGGCGGCAAACUUGUCUACAUGCUCGCUGAACCCGAACGAAAAAGAAACCGUGCUGCUGACUGAGAUGGUCAAGCAAUGCCUUGUUCCGACGCUCUGCCUGGAAUGACCGAUCACCAAGGACAUGCAAGUCCCAGAAAACUACCGCACCGUCUUCCGACCGCUUAUGCUCCAGCUCCAGCUCUCGAGGACAUGGUCAAGUUCAAUCUCGAGCGCUGCAACCUCGCCCUCCUCCACCAGCAGAACACCGGCAGACUCUUCAUCGUCCUGUUUGAGAAGAAAAAGAAGCUGCUCUCGGAGGUACUACCAGUUCGUACUAAUUUGAACCAAGGACAAACUGUCCUUUUCCGUCAGGCCCACGUCAAGAAUCGACAACGGAAAACCUCCGAGAGCAGCUUCUUUUUCUUCUCAAACAGGACGAUGAAGAGUCUGCCGGUGUUCUGCUGGUGGAGGAGGGCGAGGUUGCAGCGCUCGAGAUUGAACUUGACCAUGUCCUCGAGAGCUGGAGCUGGAGCAUAA
Culex quinquefasciatus (southern house mosquito) is the source of this 649-nucleotide messenger RNA. RefSeq names its product multisite-specific tRNA:(cytosine-C(5))-methyltransferase. NCBI's taxonomy places the organism in Eukaryota, Metazoa, Arthropoda, Insecta, Diptera, Culicidae. The transcript has 4 exons. The record is from RefSeq and is a predicted model, not a curated record. The coding region runs from base 209 to 649 and encodes 146 amino acids.